This is a messenger RNA of Lactuca virosa, 831 nucleotides long. Lineage: Eukaryota; Viridiplantae; Streptophyta; Magnoliopsida; Asterales; Asteraceae. The record is from the annotation of a GenBank genome assembly.
AUGGUCUCUAUGACAGCAGAUAUAUGCAUAAAACGACACGGAGGGGCAACAAAGAGCAGGAAGGGCAGCAAAUGGCAGAUAUGGACAACAGACCAGACCAUUCUACCAGCGACAAGAAAACAACGAUCGACGACGAAGAUGGUAGAGCAUGACGACAGUGAUCAAAGAGCAAAGAUUAUCAUCACCUCCACCAUCACUCACCGCUCUAUACUGCUGCCACCGUCGCAACCUCUAAUUACACAACCACCAUCAAAUGCAUCAGUACUUUCUUCUUCUUCUUCUUCGUUGACCACCGAUUUAGAUCUACGUAAAUAUACCCUAAACUGGAUUUGAUCCCCUAAAUUCAUUCAGAUCUGAGAUAUAUACGAAGGAGAGAAAGAAAAACGAGGAAGAAGGUCGUUUUCUUUAUUCAUGUACGAUACAUUGCUCAGGUUCGUCUUCUACACAAUUUCAACCUUUUGUUUUGCAGUUUCAUAUGAUUUUUGUUAGUUUAUUUCUUCCUUUUCAUCAAUUUCCUGUAUCAUUUUAUGUUUCUAAUUUAUAUUUUUUUUGCAUCAUUUUGUGUUGCUUGGACAUUUACUAGUGUAUAUAUGGAAUGAUGUUGAUUGGCUUUCCUCAUCUGGCAAUUCAUAUGAAGAUGAAGCCUAAUAUUUGUAAAUAACUAAUGGAAGGUACAAGAGUGUGGUGCAUAAAGUGGUUUCUUGAACAUAUGUGAUCCAAUGUCAAUAGCUUCAUUUUUCAAUUUAAGCUGUUAUGAUGCGACUUACUUUCUAAUACUUAACCAUUCCACCUUUUUGAUUGGUUGUUCUAUGUUUUCGUCACUGCCCCCCC